This is a messenger RNA of Colletotrichum truncatum, 705 nucleotides long. RefSeq names its product orotate phosphoribosyltransferase. Gene Ontology annotation, molecular function: orotate phosphoribosyltransferase activity. The record is from RefSeq and is a predicted model, not a curated record. Gene Ontology annotation, biological process: pyrimidine nucleotide biosynthetic process; pyrimidine ribonucleoside biosynthetic process; 'de novo' pyrimidine nucleobase biosynthetic process. Gene Ontology annotation, cellular component: cytoplasm. Lineage: Eukaryota; Fungi; Ascomycota; Sordariomycetes; Glomerellales; Glomerellaceae.
AUGGCCUCCCAGCUCGCCCCUUACAAGCAGGACUUCCUGAAAGCCGCCAUUUCUGGCGGCGUCCUGAAGUUCGGCUCCUUCGAGCUCAAGUCGAAGCGCAUCUCUCCCUACUUCUUCAACGCCGGCGACUUCUACCGCGCCGACCUUCUCCGCGCCAUCUCUGUUGCUUACGCCAACACCGUCAUCGAGGCCCGCAAGACUACUGGACUCGAGUUUGACAUCGUCUUCGGCCCGGCCUACAAGGGCAUCCCCCUCGCGACCUCUACCACCGACAAGCUCGCCGAGCUCGACCCUGAGCACUACUCCCAGACCUGCUACUCCUUCGAUCGCAAGGAGGCCAAGGACCAUGGCGAGGGCGGCAACAUUGUCGGUGCGCCCCUCAAGGGCAAGAAGGUCCUGAUUGUCGACGAUGUCAUCACCGCUGGCACCGCUAAGCGGGAGGCUAUUGCCAAGAUCCGCCAGGAGGGAGGUGAAGUUGUUGGAAUCGUUGUCGCUCUCGACCGCAUGGAGAAGCUGCCCGCUGCCGACGGCGACGACAGCAAGCCUGGCCCCAGCGCCAUGGGUGAGAUUAAGAAGGAAUACGGCAUCCCCAUUUUCGCUAUUCUCACCCUCGACGAUAUCAUUGAGGGCGCCAAGAGCUUCGCUUCCGCCGACGACAUUAAGCGCACUGAGGAGUACCGUGCCAAGUACAAGGCCAGCGAUUAA